Caenorhabditis auriculariae is the source of this 2256-nucleotide messenger RNA. The record is from the annotation of a GenBank genome assembly. Lineage: Eukaryota; Metazoa; Nematoda; Chromadorea; Rhabditida; Rhabditidae.
AUGAAGAAAAGAAGAGCGGCAAAGAAUGCCGCAAGGAUUCUCAUUGCCCCAGAUCCCAUCCGUACUGUUCUGGGAAGAGAUGCAGAGCCGGUAAACCCUGAACCGCCUGGAGGAAAGCUGUACUUCUCGCUUGGAGUUUGUUAAGAUUGAGAGAAAAAAGUGAAUAAAUGUUGUUUCCAUUGCAAGAUUCUUGAAAAAACAAUGAUAAUCCCCCUUAUCUCAAGGCAAUAACACAUCUUCAAGUAGAUCUCACAGAGGAGGUUAGAAUGAUCUAGCUCGAAAAAUGUGUGAUGAAAAUUCAGUGAGAUCUACGGAGUUUUCUAAAUUUUUUAAAAAAAAAUUCUUAGCGUCUGAGAAAUUGAAAUUUAGACCUACAGUGGAGAUAAAAGGAUUUUUCUGGUAUCUUCAAGGGAAUCGGCUCACAGACAAAAAACGAAUAUUCCUUCAAAAGAACACCUUUCAAGCAACAAGCUGGGUUUUUUUUCCCAUUUGUAAGGCUUUCACUAAUCAGAGAUCCUGAAUCACCGGAUGUAUUAUCAGAAAAAAACUGGUAAAGUCCUGGAAAAUGUUGAGACGUUAAACCAACGUUCCCAUCGAACAAUUUUCCAUUCUAAAUCAGUUUCUGGGAUCCUGAGGCCUAUAAGAACGAUGGAAUCUCCUGAAUCUACUAUCGAAAUGUUUCUGAAGACCUUCAUUCCUAUUUUAGUCAUUCUCAUUAGUCUUCUAUCAAUAACCGACGCCAUAGGACCAGCUUUCUUUCAAAGAUGUUCAACAAAUACGGAUUGCCGCGUUCCCAAGCCCUACUGCUCUUUUGGAAGAUGUGAACAGUACAAGUUUUAAGGCAAUUGAUGCGUUUCUACUCGAAAUGUGUUGUCGAAAACGUGAAUAAAUGUUUUUAACAGUUUGAGAUAAAAAAAAGCUAAGACUGUGUUUUUCUAUAAGAAUACCUUUCAAGCAACAAACUGAAAACUGAAACGUAAAAUUUUUCCCCAUUAGUAAGGUUCUCACCAAUCAAAGAUUCUGAAUCACUGAAUUUUUAGAAAUGAAAAAGUCCUGAAAAACGUUGAGACGUUCCCAUCGAACAAUUUCCAUUUAAAAUCAGUUUCUGGGAUCUUGAGGCCUAUAAAACCGAUAGAAUGGUCUGAAAGUCAUUCCAACCCUUUCAAAAUGCUCCUGAAGGCGUUCAUUCCACUUCUAGUGAUCAUCCUCAGCCUUCUAGCUCCAACCGACGCGAGGAAAAUCAAAAGGAAGAAGAUUCUGCACUUCAUUGAGUGCGAUUAUACGCACGACUGUCCGCCGCCCUACCAACGUUGUGUCGCCAAUAAAUGCAUCAGCUACGAAAAUAAACCAGCAGGUCGAAUCCCCAUAUGAAAAUUGAACAGCUCGAAGUUGUGUUGUGAUGUUGCCAGGUUAAGAAUAAAUGUUUCUGCUAACAGGAUAUAAAGAUUUGAAAAAGUUACGGUUUUUUUAUUAAAGUCUGAACUUCCAAUUUCUGACUGAUACGAGAAAAAAAUUGGAUGAAAAAAACUUUUCAAAAAAAUAAAAUAUUAUUCUCCAUAGAGCACAUUUAACGAUGAAGCUCCGAUUAAAAAAAUAAAAAAAUAAACUUUGAAAAAAAUCCAUUCUUCAUCGCGGUAACGCAAACCGGACACGCCUCGGACGUUCCUGAGCAUUUCUAGUGACCAAUUUAGGGGCAUCAGCAUCUUAAGAGGUCCCUAUAAUUGUUCAGCCGGAUCCGAGCAGAGAUAUUUCAAGGACUUAAAAAAACAACCAAUAUUCUCAGCAACAAAUUAUUCCUGACAAAUCAGUUUCUGGGAAUCUGAGGUCUAUAAAAACUGAGAAACUGUCCGAGAAUCGCUUCAACUCUUCCGAAAUGCCUCUGAAGGCCUUUAUUCCCCUUUUCCUUAUUUUCAUCAGUCUCCUAUCUCCCAUCAGCCCCCAAGAAAAUAAGAUUGACACUAUUCCUUAUGCCCUUUGCAAAGUCCAAUCGGAUUGUCCAGCGGCGAGCUUCCACUGCAUCAACGGUGGUUGCCAAGUGUUAGGCAGAACCCGGAGCUACGACCUGUGCUACUCUGUUGCCGACUGUCCGAAGCCCAACUCCAGAUGUAUACGACGUUUUUGCAUAACUUCGAGAAAAAACUGACAAUAAAGAAGGCCCGUAUCGAUUGAUUUAGUUUGCAAAAUUAAGCACUGGUCAAGUCACAUGAAAGCGUUCCCUACUCGGGCAAAGUUGGAAUGGUGGAAAAUGGCCGCUAA